AUGAUUGGACGAACGUCACGUCACAAACUGCUGCAGCCUCACAGACACCGAGGUGAUGCCAACUACGACGAAGGCGUCGGUGGGAGAGGCUGGAGUUGGCGCUUCGCCAGGGUCGGCCAAGGUGGACCGAGGUUGUGGCGAAUUGCAGACGAUGGCCGAGUUUGCACCAACUGGCUGACACAACGGCGGCUCUCACACGACUCCGCGCAAUGCUCCUCCUCUCGGUGGUUGGAUGAAGACGAAAGGGUGGUCGGUGUGUCUGGAGAACCACCGCGGCAAACUGAGAGGUCAGGGAAAGAGGCGGUUUCGUCGUCGUCGUCGUCGUCGUUGUGGGCUGGUGAAAAACGCCUCUUCUUCCACCACUCUGCUCGCCUACCGCACAACACACGCGCUCUGCCGCGACUCGCCUCCCACGACGACGCUUGUCAAACCAGCACAAAUGUAGGUGCUUGUGACGCGUGUGGUGGCAGUCGCAGCAUAAUGGCCGCCCCACCGCCACCUCCACCACGACCACCCCCGAACAGUGUGCAGUGGGCGGGGAAUGGGGACAGCUGGGGGCAGCUUGUGGAUCCCAUCGUGAACACCCUAAUUCCACCACCCUGUUCUCUCACCUCACGACCCGGGACGCCAGAUCGUGUCUACGGCUACACGGCCUUCAGGCUUCGCCGUUUCCUUUCAUUCGGUUUUGUGUGA
Molecule: messenger RNA, 693 nt
Organism: Mesocestoides corti
Lineage: Eukaryota; Metazoa; Platyhelminthes; Cestoda; Cyclophyllidea; Mesocestoididae
Source: the annotation of a GenBank genome assembly